Panicum virgatum (switchgrass) is the source of this 1667-nucleotide messenger RNA. RefSeq lists its product as uncharacterized. The transcript is spliced from 3 exons. The record is from RefSeq and is a predicted model, not a curated record. Bases 84 to 1328 code for a protein of 414 amino acids. Lineage: Eukaryota; Viridiplantae; Streptophyta; Magnoliopsida; Poales; Poaceae.
CCUCCGUCUCCGUUCCAAUUCCCUCCCCACCGCCGCGGCUCCGCAUUUCGUCGAGCACCUCGCGACCUCGCCUGCACGAGGAGAUGGCGGGGCGGGAGCGCGACGCUGGAGGGGGUUCAUCCCCGUACGUGCUGAUGCUCCGCGAACACGGCGAUGCGGGGAGGGGCUACGCGCUGGAGCUCGCUCCUUUGCCGGGCGGGGGCGCGCCCCCGCGCUCUCACGGCCACGGCUCGACCGGGGAGGCGGCGGCGGCGGGGGCGGGCACGGCCCCUCGCCGUCACGGGGGCAGCCCCACGACGGAAGCGGCGAGGGGGACCUCUCGCGCUCGCGGGGGAAGCCCGGGGAGGGAGGCGGCCGCGGGGACGGGCGCGGGCACGGCCUCUCGCGCUCACGGGAGCAGCCCGACGAGGGAGGCGGCGACGGGUCGGUCGCCUCGCGCUCGCUGCGGGAGCGUGGCGAGAGCUCUGUUCCUGACCCCUCGCGCUCGCGGCCGCGGCACGGCCGUGGAGGCAGGGACGGGCACGCCACCUCGCGCCAACGGCGGCCGCACGAGGACGGGUGCGGCUGCGGCGACGGGCGGGGGUGCCACGUCCGGCGCGCACGGGGACGCGGCAGGCGGCGCGGGCGCCGACCUCUUCGUCGCGGAGGCGGAGUACGAUCCGGCAGGUGCCGCGCUGGAGCGCAUUGUGCAAGACAUGAGAGAUAUGAUCUUCUCUCCGAGCCAGGGCAGAGUCUCGCAGGAGGAGCGGUCCAAGAUCAGUGACGCCGAGUACAAGAACGGCAACGCCGACACCAAGGGCUUGCGCGAAGUCCUCAUUCCUGUGUUCUUGUCUCCGAAGAAGAGAGGGAAGGAUGGCAAGCAGGAAGAUGAUGAGAUAUGGAACAAGCGUCAAAUCAUGUACAUCUUCGUGCUCACAACCACAGCUGGCCUUGUGUUCUUGCUGCAACCGCUCCUCCCUGCUGCUUUCGGUCGCUGGAUCAUCAUGGUGGUGGCAGCAGCGUGGGGCGCCGGCAGCAUUGGCCUACCUUGCGGAUUGCAUGGUACCGCGCGCUGUGAGAAAGAAUGCAGCCGGCAUGUCGGUAGGUUCAUCUACACGCUGUUCUCGGUCUUGGUGAUCUACGGAUUCUACCUGGCGGCGAUGCGUAUCGGCGAUGCUCCCGCGCCCACCCCGUCGCCGUCUCUCAAGGGAGGUGAUCGCACAUCUGCUGACAGCAAUGGCGAGUUUUCCUGGGCCUUUUGCUUUGGCAUGAUUGGCCUGUUCGUGCUCCUCGGAAACCUGUGGUCUUCAGUCAGGGGAUGUUGUACGGGCGGCGACAGAGACCCAUGAUAUACGUUGCGGUGAUGUGUUCUUGCGACAUGCCACAGAUUGGUGUGUUUGAUGAUACUACUUGCAUCUAGCGACAACAUCAGGCGCGAUACUGAUGGAUGUGUCGACACUGUACAUUGUUCACACAUGCGACGAUUAUUUGGGUUCCCAUGGGUGGAUAAACGCUUGCUCUUGUACAUUGUUUUCGGUUUAUCAGCCAGAUUCAUGUUUUCGGUUUAUCAGCCAGAUUCACAUGUUUUCGGUUUACCAGGAACACAUAUGCAUCAGCUGUGUGCAUGAGAUGUGGAGCUCAGAUACUGGCAAUUUCCAAUUCAUAGUUUUAGUCAUGGAUAUAGCUUC